GCAAGUCUGGGUGUUAACUGCCUCAACGGCAAGUCCUGGCCUGGUCACCCGUGGAGCUUCUUUUCCCUCUCCUCCUUUCAAAACUUCGGUAGAGGUGGAUUCCGCAUCCGCGCUGUCAGCAUGUCUCCUUCCACAUCCCCCCGGUUCUUCACGGAGCGGGAGGUGGCCCGCCACUGCACGGAGGACUCCUGCUGGGUGCUGUUGGGCACGAGAGUGUACGACGUGACGGCUUUCUUGCGGCGGCACCCCGGGGGACAAGCGCUGAUACUCGGCCGGUCGGGGAAAGAUGUGAGCGGGGAGAUGGAGGGACCCCCGCAUCGGCACUCCGACAACGCCCGGCGGUGGAUGGAGCAGUACUACAUCGGGGAAGUGGACCGAGACAGUGACAGCGACAAACUUCAGACUCUGAGAGACAGAAGAAAAGCCAACCAGCAGAUGGAAGAGAAAGCAGAAAUCACAGCUGAAAUAAAGGAGAAAGAAGAGGAUCCACACAAUCGUUGCAGCAUUGUAGACCUGGAUAAGGAUUUGGUGGAUUGGAGGAAGCCACUGGCAUGGCAGGUGGGCCACCUCGGAGAGAAAUAUGAUGCCUGGGUUCACCAGCCAGUCGACCGGCCUAUCAGACUCUUUGGAAACCCUUUUAUGGAGGCCAGCACCAAGACGUCUUGGUACUGGGUGCCAGUAGUGUGGCUUCCUAUUGUGUUUUAUCUUUGUUGGUAUUGCUACACCUCUUUGGCAAAAGGCACCACAAGGAUCGCCAUCACCUCAGAUUUCUCUGUUUUGGUCCAUAAAUACACUUUCCUGAUAUUCUUCUUGUUGGGCUGGUUCAUGUGGUCAUUCAUUGAGUACUGCAUCCAUCGCUUUGUCUUUCACAUGAAACCACCAGCUCAUAACUACUACCUCAUCACCCUACACUUUCUCCUGCAUGGGCAGCAUCACAAGUCUCCAUUUGAUGGUUCCAGGCUGGUCUUCCCCCCCGGCCUGGCGUCCUUAGUGGUUGGAACUUUCUACACAAUUUUGUGCAACCUGCUGCCAGACAUGAUUGGGAAAUCUGUGUUUACCGGGGGACUGUGCGGCUACGUGGUGUACGAUAUGAUCCACUACUACCUUCACUACGGCUCUCCGAAGAAAGGCUCUUACAUGUACGGUCUAAAGGCCUACCAUGUCAAACACCACUUUGAGCACCAAAGAGCAGGUUUUGGAAUCACCUCCAUGUUCUGGGACCACCCCUUCAACACAGUCAUCCCCGAUGAGAAAUUUGAAUCCUAAUGAUCUCCGCAGGAAGAUUGAUCACCAAAGCUCCCAUUAAGCCUUUAAACAACCUGACAUUCUUUCCAGCCUCUGCACUCACACCUUUCUCGUCCAAAGUGAAGAUGACACCGCAGCCUAUGCAGUUAGUCCAGCUGCACAUUCCAAUUUGCUAAUCGGUUUGCGCCACACUCGCGUGUGCAUACCCUUACUGUUGCAAGGCAUUUCUGUGCCAUUUUCCCCCCGAACCCAAUCUUCAUCCAUCACUGCUGCUCCUUUAACCACACUUACCUCCCCUCUCAGAUGGCAUGUUGGCUUGUCAGAAUGCCAUAAAAUACAACUGCGACCCUUAAGUUCAUUAUGAUAUGAAGAAGCUCUCUGACCAAAACUUUUCUUUGCUAAUAUCGUUGCUACAUAUUGUUAAGUCAAUUGGCAUCUAGGGUUGCUUGGAGAGAAAAAGAGGAUAAAAGGAAGUGACAGAAGGUGUGUGAAAGUAGAAUAGCGGGAGUGAAGAAAACAUGUCUGUGGAUAUUCUCAUUCAUCCAGGUCAUUGUAUUCACAGGACAUUCAAUUGAUCCCAACUGGACUGUUCGGUAUGUCUCUCAACUAAAUAGCCUUCAGCAGUUCAUGCUAGUAGACAUGUUACGUCAAUCAAACUAGGGAUCUAGACAUCUGGUCAGGACACUCCUCACUGUUUUGCCGUCACCUUCAUUGUCCAAUUGUUUUUGGUGACUUUAUAUACUUUGGACCUAGACGUUGAGUCCGUGACAUACAUGGCGGACAAUAACUGAUACAGUCUGCUUUGCCAGUUCAAAUGCAUUUGCCGUUUUCCUGGACGGCCAGGUAAUACAAAGCACACGCUACCUUUUUUAUCACAUCCACGGGAGCUCGCAUUCUCGUUGUCUCUCCUUCGACAAAUGGACGAAGUUUUUCCCUAAACAGAAUCACAGCUGACCCGGCCGAACCUUCGAAAGUUCUCUUGCCGUCUGAGAAGUGUUGUAUCCGAAAUAGCUGCACUCGCUUUCUCUUAAGGUAUUCAUGUGUGAUUUCUACAACCGUUUGUACAGACGGAAGGAGAAACACGGGUACAUCUGGAUGACUCGCCUCCAUAUUUCCAGUGGUUAGCUCCGAGUUUUAUUACAUACUUUAUUAUGAAGCUGGCUGUGGCGCGUUCUUUCUGAUGUCACUUCCUGUGUGGGCGUGGUCUUUCUGGCGUCACUUCCUCUCGGAACUCACUUUGUAAACGAUCAAUAAGUCCAUACAAAGCUAAGUGCCGGAGAUUCAAGAAUUACAUGGCUGACUUACCCGUGUAAAAAUUAGAAUAGACAUAAAAUACAUAAAAUAGACAUGGCCCCAGAUUUGUCAGAUCAGUCCAGCUGCAAUCCAUUGACUGCCCUGAGAAUAGUGACGGAAAAGUAGGACAGAGGGUAAGAAUAUGUGUGUGACCUGGGUGCCUAACUCCCAGUGGAAACAAAAAUCGUUGUAGUUGUUGCUAGAAGAUUCAUCCAACAUUUUAUCCAUCCAUCCAUUUUCUACCGCUUGUUCCUUUCGGGGUUGUUUUAGAUUUGAUUUAACCGGGAUUGUUGUCUUAAGUGUACCGUUCUCUAUCCGUGGCUCUAAAAGUUCUCUACGGGCCAUAUUUUGAUAUUAAUGUUCACUUUUUCGCGUCAUCUUUUCAUCAAUACCGAUACAAAGUUGUAAAAAUGUUUUGUAAAAUGCUUUGUAAAUCUGAUUUGUUUGUCAAUAGCUGAAGUUUGACGUCGGCAUGGAGUAAUUCCCAGAAGAAUAGCAAACAAUGAA
Messenger RNA from Nerophis lumbriciformis (worm pipefish), 3045 nucleotides. RefSeq names its product fatty acid 2-hydroxylase (gene fa2h). The record is from RefSeq and is a predicted model, not a curated record. Gene Ontology annotation, biological process: lipid biosynthetic process; fatty acid metabolic process. Gene Ontology annotation, molecular function: fatty acid 2-hydroxylase activity; iron ion binding; heme binding. Gene Ontology annotation, cellular component: membrane; endoplasmic reticulum. NCBI's taxonomy places the organism in Eukaryota, Metazoa, Chordata, Actinopteri, Syngnathiformes, Syngnathidae.